Messenger RNA from Zea mays, 734 nucleotides. RefSeq lists its product as uncharacterized. Lineage: Eukaryota; Viridiplantae; Streptophyta; Magnoliopsida; Poales; Poaceae. The record is from RefSeq and is a predicted model, not a curated record. The transcript has 2 exons. Bases 39 to 521 code for a protein of 160 amino acids.
ACCAGACCGCCAGCCUCUCGACCUCCGCUCCGCGCGCCAUGGCGGCUGGGCAUGGCGAGGGCGCCGCCGUGUGCUGCAUGUGCGGCGACCGCGGCCUGGCGGACGAGCUGUUCCGGUGCAGGUGCUGCCGCGCCCGCCUGCAGCACAGGUACUGCAGCCACCUGUACCCGCGGCCGGCCGCGUACAGGCAGCAGCUGUGCAGCUGGUGCCUGCGGGCGGCUGCGGCUGCCAACAAGCCCGAGGAGAAGCGGGAGACGCCCGCGUCGGACGAGAAGGCGUGCUCGCCGCCGCCCGCGGAGCUCGGCCACCCGGUGAAGAAGAAGAGGCACCGGGCCGAGGAGAGUACGCCCGGGGAGGCGGUGGCCGGGCGGAGGAAGGCGGUGGUUGGUAGCUCAGCUGGUGCGGCCAGCGGCGGCGGCAAGGGCGAGGAGGUGGUGCGGGCGGGGAAGACGCGCGUGCACAGGGCCAGGGUGCCGCGGUACAAGUACAAGCUCCUCACUGACGUCAUCAUCGGCUGCUAAAACUACUACAGAGGCUACAGCAUCGAGAAUCAUGCAUAUACAAGAAGAAGAAAACGACGACGACCAGCAGCAGGACGACGACGACCAGCAGCAGGACGCCUCAGGUUCAGGCGGCUCUAGUUCGAGGAGCAUCUACCUGCGAGGCCCCGCGAGUCUCCCGCCGCGUCCCAUACUUCGGGACAGACGGCCGUUGAUUCGGCCGGAAGGGGAGAG